This is a messenger RNA of Echinops telfairi (small Madagascar hedgehog), 1778 nucleotides long. RefSeq names its product protocadherin alpha-8-like. Gene Ontology annotation, molecular function: calcium ion binding. The record is from RefSeq and is a predicted model, not a curated record. The coding region runs from base 45 to 1778 and encodes 577 amino acids. Gene Ontology annotation, cellular component: plasma membrane. Gene Ontology annotation, biological process: homophilic cell-cell adhesion. The transcript has 4 exons. Lineage: Eukaryota; Metazoa; Chordata; Mammalia; Afrosoricida; Tenrecidae.
CAGACGAUACAAUAGUUUACUUAAUUUCAAGAUAAUAUCUUCUAAUGGAAAGAAAAAGACUACUUGAAAUGGUGUUUUUCUGGCAUGGAACCCCCGGAUCCUGGCGCCUGAUGCUCUGGCUUCUGCUGCUCCUCGCCUGGGAGGUGGGCAGCGGGCAGCUCCACUACUCCGUCCCCGAGGAGGCCAAGCACGGCACCUUCGUGGGCCGCAUCGCGCAGGAUCUGGGGCUGGAGCUGGCGGAGCUGGUGCCGCGCCUGUUCCGCGUGGAAUCCAAAGACCGCGGGGACCUUCUGGAGGUGAAUUUGCAGAAUGGCAUUUUGUUUGUGAAUUCUCGGAUCGACCGCGAGGAGUUGUGCGGGCGGAGCGCGGCGUGCGGCAUCCACCUGGAGGUGAUCGUGGAGCAGCCGCUGCAGGUUUUCCACGUGGAGGUGGAGGUGAAGGACAUUAACGACAACCCGCCCCUGUUCCCAGUAACAGAACAAAAGCUGUUUGUUUCAGAAUCCAGAAUGCCUGAUUCUCGGUUUCCGCUAGAGGGCGCGUCGGAUGCAGAUAUUGGGACCAACUCCAUCUUAACCUAUAAACUCAGCUCCAGUGAUUAUUUUACACUAGAUGUGAACUCAAAGAACGAGGAGAAUAAACAGGUGGAACUCGUGUUAAGGAAGUCCUUGGACCGAGAGGAAGCACGGGAACAUAACCUAGUCCUGACUGCCACAGACGGGGGCAAGCCUGAGCUGACAGGCACUGUGCAGCUGCAGGUCACAGUGCUGGAUGUGAACGAUAACGCCCCGAGUUUCCAGCAGUCUGAGUACCAAGUGAGAAUCUUUGAAAACGCCGACAUCGGCACCGUCGUUAUCCGACUUAAUGCUUCUGAUCAGGAUGAAGGCGUGAAUAAGGACAUUUCGUACUCGUUUAAUAGCCUUGUGCCAGCUAUGGUUUUAGCCCAGUUUAGCAUCGAUCCAAACACGGGAGAAGUCGUUAUUAAAAAGAAUCUUGAUUAUGAAAAGGUGACUUCCUAUAAAAUCCGCAUUGAUGCCACAGACAAAGGCCACCCUCCUAUGGCGGGUCAUUGUACACUUUUAGUAAAAGUUUUAGACAUUAAUGAUAAUGUCCCCCAGAUUACCUUGACUUCAUUAGUGGUCACCUCCCUUUCCCUCCCUGUUCGAGAGGACGCUCCCCUGGGCACCGUCAUCGCCCUGUUCAGCGUGUCCGACCGCGACUCUGGGGCCAACGGACAGGUGACCUGCUCCCUGACGCCCACCGCUCCCUUCAAGCUGGUGUCCACCUUCAAGAACUAUUACUCCCUGGUGCUGGACAGCGCUUUGGACCGCGAGAGCGUGGCGGCCUAUGAGCUGGAGGUGACGGCGCGCGAUGGGGGCUCGCCCCCGCUGUCGGCCACGGCGCACGUGUCCGUGGAGGUGGCGGACGUGAACGACAACGCGCCCGCGUUCGCGCAGGCCGAGUACACGGUGUUCGUGAAGGAGAACAACCCGCCGGGCAGCCACCCGGCGCUGGUGUGCUCGAGCGCGGUGGGCAGCUGGUCUUCGUCGCAGCAGAGGCGGCCGCGGGUGUGCUCUGGGGAGGGGCCGCCCAAGACCGACCUCAUGGCCUUCAGCCCCAGCCUCCCUCCAGCGUUGGAUAGACAAGGAGAAGAAAGAUCGGAGACAGGCUCAAAUCACUGUGGACAGACUAUAAAUAAACCUAUUUCCAUGAAUAAAAUAUUUUUGAAUGAUGAAAAACGUUCAGUUCUUGAAACUAAACAAAACAAACAAAUGAAUUAG